AUGAUUCAAUUCAGGCCACCAGCAUGUGAGACUAGCAAGAGAUUUCAUCUUUUCAAUGCCGAGAUGACCGGAAUAGUAAAGAAAGAACGUAUCAGUAACCUGGAAACGGAAAUCACCACACUGGAACGUAAAAAGCAACAGAUGAGUGAGACAGAUCGGGGCGGUGGAGAAAUUAUGCAGGCUAUACGGCUGACAGAGAACAAAAUUGAGAAAGUCCUGUUGAAACAGACCGAGGCUGUGCAUAUUGGUCAGACGUAUUUGGCCAUUUUUAACAAACUGAAAGAGGAAGGUCAUACAUACCUGACCACUGCGGACGCACUGAGAUUGGAGAUCGAGCGUUGCUCGCGAAAAAUCAACGAACUCCGACCGAUCUACCAGGAUGCCGUACUGAUACGAGAUAAAACGAAAACAGAGCUGCGACGUCACGAGGAACUGUUGUAUGCGCAUCGAAAGCGAAGGGAGUUGGAAAUUGGCAGUAUGCGACGUUUGGUUGAAGCCAAGCGGGAAAAACCGAUGCCACAGAAGGCGGCCAUGAAUCUGCUCGGCCAAUCGGACACAUUUAUCGACCUCAGUUUGGUCUGCUUCUAG
Molecule: messenger RNA, 588 nt
Organism: Echinostoma caproni
Lineage: Eukaryota; Metazoa; Platyhelminthes; Trematoda; Plagiorchiida; Echinostomatidae
Source: the annotation of a GenBank genome assembly